Messenger RNA from Chilo suppressalis (striped riceborer), 1284 nucleotides. The record is from the annotation of a GenBank genome assembly. NCBI's taxonomy places the organism in Eukaryota, Metazoa, Arthropoda, Insecta, Lepidoptera, Crambidae.
UGGGAUUAUAUUGGCGGACGGAGUCAGCUGUAAGUUGGACGUUUCAUUUAUUCCCAAUUUAUCACACCAUAUACUACAAUAUAAAGUCAAAGCACAGCCCUGGAAGAAGACAGUCAGAAAGAUAGGCGAAAGAUAAACAGUUUAUAGGAACGAAAAGCACAAUUAUAUAAAGCGUAAAGAUCUUAGUAAAUAAGCGAGCUAAGAGAAGCGUGCGCUCCGCGUCGUAGUUCAGUCUGGACUGGAUUGGUAUUUAUUGGUAGACGGAGCGGCUGCGCGCGCGCAUCUGUGGUUGGCUGGCUGCGAGCCGAAGACCAAACAGUUUUGUCGCUACACGAGAGAGUAGUGCUGGGACCCCGUUAUUCCAUCAGUUUGGACUCCCCGAGCACGUGGCAGCUGCGGAUAAAGCCGCUUAGGGCGGAGGAUAGAGGCUGCUACAUGUGCCAGAUCAACACGCAGCCCAGCAUGAAGUGGCAGAUUGGCUGUAUUGACGUUUACGUUCCUCCGGAUAUAAUAAACGACGAGACAUCCACGGACGUGUCAGCGCAGGAGUUGGACAACGUGACCCUGUCGUGUAAGGCGACCGGUCAUCCGCCACCCAAAAUCACGUGGAGGCGGGAAGACCACGAACAGAUGCUGCUGAAGAAAAUCGGCGGCAGGGACUUUUAUAAAGUGGAGAGCUACGUCGGCAGCUCGUUACCGCUGUGGCGCGUGGACCGGCGGCAGAUGGGAGCGUUCCUCUGCAUCGCGUCCAACGACGUCCCGCCUGCUGUCAGCAAGCGGAUCAUACUCAAUGUCAACUUUCCUCCAACAGUCAUAGUGCCAAAUCAGCUUCUUGGGGCUCCACUGGGGACAGAUGUGGUGCUCGAGUGUACAGUCGAGGCAUAUCCUAAUACUAUCAACUAUUGGCUUAAAAACAGAGGUGAAAUGCUGUUAGAUGGGCCAAAAUACACCAUUACAGAAGAAAGGUCGUCAUAUAAGGAUCUAAUGAAGCUGACCAUUAGGCAGUUUUCCAAAACUGACAUCGGAACGUACAACUGUGUCAGCACUAAUUCCCUCGGGAAAAGCGAGGGGACACUCAGACUUUAUGAAAUCAAGCUGUACCCGAGUUCGCAGUCGGCCGCAGAAGUGAAUAUAGGCGGUCUAACUGAGGGUGCAGUGAAACAAAAAUCAGCUUACAGCAAAUCAAACAAACCAAUUCCAAUAUUAGCUUUAAUCGAAUGGCUUAUUAUAACAGUGUUAAAUCUGCGAUGAAAUUCUUUAUAUUAAGUGUAACGCAAAUAGUUU